Podarcis muralis (Common wall lizard) is the source of this 3570-nucleotide messenger RNA. It is a transcript of the gene ANGPTL2, whose product is annotated as angiopoietin like 2. Lineage: Eukaryota; Metazoa; Chordata; Lepidosauria; Squamata; Lacertidae. The record is from RefSeq and is a predicted model, not a curated record. Gene Ontology annotation, biological process: blood coagulation.
GGGGAGGCCCUGAAUGUGUCUCUUGCUGGUGGAUCCCUUGCCCUUGUGGGAGGGGGAAGCGGAGCUUAUCCAACCAGAACUUGUCUGCUUACCGCAUGCUUGAUUAUCUCCCCCCCUCCUCCAGCAUGUAAAUCCACCACAAAGAAGCUGAAGUUCAAAUAGGGCUGUUUUAGCUUCGCUUGAAAUGAUGGAUUGAAAGCUUCAAAACUGAAAUGCAAAGAGGCAGAGCUCCUGAAAAGCAAGUCGGUGCUGCAGCCUAUUGUCCCUGAGUGUCCAUAGCAUGGGGACCGACGGCUUUGAUUCAGCAAGCAAGUUAAAGGAACAAGAAUUUAAACAAUAAGGAAGUAACAGGACUGCAAUAGCCUUCUUAUGUUAUCCGUCCAAGCACAGUACCAAAUGCAUGAAGCUUUUCAUGCAACAGAAACUAGAUAACCCUCAUCGCGAAUGAAUGCAUUUAUUUUGCUGCAAUCAGUGAUGUCACUAUUUCUCUGGAUGAUCUAGUCAGCGAAUCUUUUAUUGUUAUCUUUAAAACAAGUCUCAAGAUUGAAGAGAGAAACCAGAAGGAAACAGGAUCACAAAGCGCUUUUCAUACAAGCCAAUUCAAAAAUAAAGGGACCAUGAAGGCAGCAGUUUGCUUAUUGCUAAUGGCUAUUGUGGGAGUGCGUGCCAGCAAGACCCAAGAUUUCGAAGGCAGCGAUGAGGGAGAGGAGCAAGAAUUCAUUUACACAAACAGGUAUAAGCGCUCCAGCGACACACAAGACAAGUGCACUUAUACCUUCAUUGUACCUCAGCAGAAAGUGACGGGUGCCAUUUGUGUUAAUUCAAAGGAACCCGAAGUACUUGAAAACAGGGUAAAUAAGCAAGAACUAGAGCUACUGAACAAUGAGCUGUUAAAGCAAAAGAGGCAAAUAGAAACCCUCCAGCAACUGGUGGAGGUAGAUGGAGGAAUUGUUAAUGAGGUGAAGCUUUUACGAAAAGAGAGCCGCAACAUGAACUCACGGGUCACCCAGUUGUACAUGCAGCUGCUGCAUGAGAUCAUCCGAAAACGGGACAAUGCUUUAGAACUUUCCCAACUGGAAAAUAAGAUACUGAAUCAGACUGCUGACAUGUUGCAGCUUGCAAAUAAAUACAAAGACCUGGAGCACAAGUACCAACAUUUGGUAUCCAUUGCUAAUAACCAGUCUAUAAUAAUUGCACAGCUAGAAGAGUACUGCCAAAGAACACCCUCCAUUAAACCAAUCCCACAACCUCCACAGCCACCAAAUCGAGUCUACCAGCCUCCCACUUACAAUCGUAUCACUAACCAAAUAUCCACCAAUGAGAUCCAGAGUGACCAGAAUUUAAAGAUUCUACCACCGACUCUCCCAACCAUGUCUUCAGUUACCAGUAUCCCAACUUCCACUGACAAACCAUCAGGUCCUUGGAGAGACUGCCUGCAAGCUUUGGAAGAUGGUCAUGACACCAGUUCCAUAUAUCUUGUGAAACCUGAAAAUACAAACCGAUUGAUGCAGGUCUGGUGUGAUCAACGGCAAGAUCCUGGUGGCUGGACAGUCAUUCAGAGACGUUUGGAUGGAUCUGUCAACUUUUUCAGGAACUGGGAGACUUACAAGCAAGGAUUCGGUAAUAUCGAUGGAGAGUACUGGUUGGGCUUAGAAAAUAUUUAUUGGCUGACAAAUCAAGGCAACUACAAAUUGUUAAUAACCAUGGAAGACUGGUCAGGCCGGAAAGUGUUUGCUGAAUAUGCCAGUUUCCGACUUGAGCCAGAAAGUGAAUACUACAAGUUGCGACUGGGCCGAUACAAUGGCAAUGCUGGAGACUCCUUCACAUGGCACAAUGGGAAGCAAUUCACUACACUGGACAGAGACCAUGAUGUAUACACAGGUAACUGUGCUCAUUACCAGAAAGGGGGAUGGUGGUACAAUGCAUGUGCACACUCGAAUCUCAAUGGUGUUUGGUACAGAGGAGGACACUACCGAAGUCGAUACCAAGAUGGUGUCUAUUGGGCUGAGUUCCGUGGAGGCUCAUACUCACUGAAGAAGGUUAUCAUGAUGAUCAGACCUAAUCCCAACACGUUCCACUAAAAGGAACUUCUCAAGCCUUUUAUAUAACAGUUGUGUGUGCUAUCCAGAACACAUCUUUGCACCAGCAAAGAAUGUAAUAUAUUGUACAUGGACCGCUAUUAAUCAGAGGACUUGUAUAUUGUAUUUUCCAAGAAUCGUUCCAGAACCAAAAUAACAAGAUUUUAAGAAUGUCACCACAAAAUGUUUUUUUCCUUUUUUCUUAAGAGGUUUUUUCUAAAGAGUUAUCAGGUAAAAUGGACUGUAGAUAAGCUGAGAUGCUAAAAAUACUGCCACAUCAUCUGAAUAUUUUUGUAUGUUUUAUAUAUUCUCAAAUACUGGACAUAUUAAAAAACUGUACAGCAAGACUUUUAAAAAAUAAUAAAUUCAUUUGACACAGGAAAUAAUAUCCUUUGAAACUAUGUAGCCAGUACAGGUAUAUUAGAAAGUUCCUAAUUUAAACUUCUUUAGAUAUUGAGAGAGCGUAGUGUCUGCUUUGAAGUGUCCACACUGUGCCCAGCACUAAUAGAAUCCCCUAUUUUUCUUGGGUCUCAAAGCACUCUUAGAACUUAACAAUGAAUCAUUUUGUACAGGACAAACAGUCCUGAAUCAUUUUGUACAGGACAAACAGAUCUGACAAACAGUCCAGGUUGUUAUAUUCACUAUUAAUGCACUAGGCAUUAUCCAUAACCGACCACACAGCUAUAUUUCUCAUAAACAAAACAGUUUCAGCAUUUUUCGGUUAAACAUCUGGUCAUUUUAGAAGCAUCUUAGAUGUUACAUGUUCACUGUAUACUUUUGUAACCAACACUAAUACCUUUGCACCUAAAUGAUAGCUUAUUGGUUUCAAGUUAUUUUGUACCAUUAGAGUCAUUACCUGCUCUGUAGUCAUUGCAACAACAAAAAGAACUAUCCAAUUUUGCAGGCAAAUGAUGGAUAUAGAUAUAGAACUUAUUUAAAUACCCUUGGACAUGAGAUUGUGACCUUUGAGAGAGAAUAUGUGAAACUUAAAACUGUAUUUGCCAUAUUUCACUAUUAUUGCCAAGUAUACAUAUUGAAAGGUGAUUAUGCAAUUAUAUUUAUAAAUAAAGUCCAUGGCAGAAACUUGAAUUCAAGUAUUCUGCUGAGGUAAGUUUCCAGAAUAGAUUAUUUUAUCACAUGUUGCAUUAUAACAUCCUUCCCAAACCUGGUGCCCUCCAGAUGUUUUGGACCACAAUUCCCAUCACUCCUAACCAUUGGCCAUGCUAGCUGGAGCUGAGAGCUAAACUCAGAACAUCUGAAGGGCACCAGUUGAAUAAGGCUGCGUUAUAGGAACAGUGAAAAUCAUACAUUUAAAAACUCUUAUUACCUCAUUAUUUCUUUCCUAACAUACAAUGUGUGUCAAAAGUUUGGAGUGUGAUGUAGCAUGUCUUGUAUAUAAAUCAAAGUAGGGAUUUUAAUAUAUUAUCUGAUUAUCCUUGUAAUGAUGCAAAUGUGUAAUAAAAGCAACAAAUGCUAUUUUGAUGUACCAAGA